Molecule: messenger RNA, 744 nt
Organism: Rhizoctonia solani
Lineage: Eukaryota; Fungi; Basidiomycota; Agaricomycetes; Cantharellales; Ceratobasidiaceae
Exons: 4
Coding region: 1-744 (247 amino acids)
Source: RefSeq, a predicted model, not a curated record
AUGUUUCGAGGCGUUCCGCACAAACGAAAGCGCGGGAAUGGCGCCCGGGGCGGCUUCCAGAGUAACCGGAACUGGAACAAUAAUCAACAUCAGCAGCCUAAACAUAGGCAUUGGGACGAGCCUGGUGACUCCGCCACUGUUCAACAGACUGAAGUACCUGCUCCUCCAGCCAAAAAGCCGAAAAGGUACCAAAUCGACCACUCACUCACCCAAGACGAACUUUGGGAUGAUUCGGCUCUGAUAGCCGCUUGGGAUGCAGCAACUGAGGAGUACGAGUCACUGAACGGCCCAGAGAAGAAGUGGAAGGAGGAACCUACCAACAAAAGUGCACUAUGGUACGCUCCGCCACCCAAGCCACAAGAAGAUGAUAAAGAGGACAACGACGAAGAGGAGGGAGAGGAGGGGGAAGAAAUAGAAGAGAAUGCGGAUGAGACGGAGCAGGACACAGUGCCUGACUCGGUUCCCAUCGACUACAACACGUUUGUGCCUUCACACGACCCAACUCUUGGUGCAAAUGUCCCCAUGGCUGCCGGUGACUUUACAAAGUUGGCAAAGGACGAAAUUUUCGAAAAGGCGGUAUCGGCUUCGUACUGGGCUGGCUAUUGGGCGGCCAUGUAUCAUGCCCGCAGUGCAGCUCCUCAAACCGAGGCUGAAGUUGAAGAAGAAGUUGAGGAAGAAGUUGAGGCAGACGAAAUGGUAUACGUGGUGGAUACAACCGACACGUCCCAGCAGACGGAGUUAUAA